This is a messenger RNA of Daldinia caldariorum, 402 nucleotides long. RefSeq lists its product as uncharacterized. The record is from RefSeq and is a predicted model, not a curated record. The transcript is spliced from 2 exons. Bases 1 to 402 code for a protein of 133 amino acids. NCBI's taxonomy places the organism in Eukaryota, Fungi, Ascomycota, Sordariomycetes, Xylariales, Hypoxylaceae.
AUGGCUAAUGCUAUACGCAAAAAUCUACUCUCGAUUGUAUGCGGCACUACGCCAUCACUGCAAAUGAUGAUGCAAAACGGAAUGCUCGAUGAUUUCUACGUAGAAGGUCUUGGAUUCCGGGCCGCGGCUAGAGGCGCUACUAGUGAUGUCCUACCCCCCAUACGAGGCCAUUUCGAGUCGUAUACAUACAUCGACAUUUCCCCUGGAUUUUUUGAAAGCGCCCAUCAAAUAUUCAGCAACUAUUCUGACAAAAUGGUCUUUAAGAUCUUUGCCAUUGAAAAGGACGUGUCCAUCCAGGGUUACAAGCGCGGAUCAUAUGAUUUGGUUAUUGCAUCUGACAUCCUCCAUGCGACACAGCGGUUACAAGACACUUACGGAGAUGCCGCAGUCUUCUACGUCUAG